Messenger RNA from Rosa rugosa (rugosa rose), 1167 nucleotides. RefSeq names its product 18S rRNA (guanine-N(7))-methyltransferase RID2. NCBI's taxonomy places the organism in Eukaryota, Viridiplantae, Streptophyta, Magnoliopsida, Rosales, Rosaceae. Gene Ontology annotation, molecular function: rRNA (guanine) methyltransferase activity. Gene Ontology annotation, cellular component: nucleolus. The record is from RefSeq and is a predicted model, not a curated record. The transcript is spliced from 8 exons. Gene Ontology annotation, biological process: rRNA (guanine-N7)-methylation. The coding region runs from base 38 to 910 and encodes 290 amino acids.
UCCCCACUAUCCCCUUCUUUUGUGUUUGCCAAGGAAGAUGUCUCGGCCGGAGCUUCAAAACCCGCCGGAGAUAUUCUACAAUGACGACGAAGCACGCAAGUACACUCGCAACUCCCGCAUCAUGGAGAUUCAGUCCGAGCUCUCCGAGCGGGCCCUCGAGCUUCUCGCUCUGCCGGAAGAUGACGCCCCCAGGUUGCUUCUCGACAUCGGUUGUGGCUCUGGGCUUAGCGGAGAGACCUUGUCCGAAAGUGGGCAUCAGUGGAUUGGUUUGGAUAUUUCCCAAUCAAUGCUUGAUGUUGCACUGGAAAAUGAGGUUAAGGGUGACCUGUUGCUUGCGGAUAUGGGCCAGGGGUUAGGACUUCGUUCCGGAGUUAUUGAUGGAGCCAUAAGUAUCUCAGCUGUUCAGUGGUUGUGCAAUGCUGACAAAUCCUCACAUAAUCCACGAUUAAGAUUGAAGGCUUUCUUUGGGUCAUUGUACAGAUGCUUAGCUAGGGGAGCAAAAGCUGCAUUUCAAAUGUAUCCAGAAAAUCUAGACCAGCGGGAAUUGAUUGUGAGUUCUGCAAUGCGUGCUGGAUUUUCUGGUGGUAUUGUCGUUGAUUAUCCCAACAGUUCCAAGAAAAGAAAAGAAUACCUAGUCCUCACGUGUGGUCCACCAUCUGUCAAUACAUCGGUUCCUGAGGGUAAAAGUGAAGAUGGAGAUAGUUCCUUUGAUGACGAUAGUAGUGGAGAUGAAGAAAAUCAGACAGUUUCCAUUUCAGACAGGCACAGGCCCAGGAAAAAGCAGAGAAUAACAAAGAAAGGUAAGGGGAGAGAUUGGAUACUGAAGAAGAAGGAACAGAUGAGAAGAAAAGGAAAUGUUGUUCCUCCAGACACAAAGUACACUGCUCGGAAACGAAAGGCUCGCUUUUGAUGUUGCACCAGGCCUAAAUGUAUCAGUUGGAAGUUUACAGGUUUUGUGGCCUUGUCACUAGUGGUUUCUAAUACACAGUUUAAAGUUUAUAUAAGCACCCUGUUGAGGGAUCUUCUGUAAGCAAUCCUGUUGUAAUUUGGUUGUUUCAUUGGUAACCUUAAUUAGUUGGAGAAAACAUUAGAAAAGUGCCUUGUUCUGUUCCGAGGUAUUAAUGAGAUCCUGGGAUGCUUACUAAUCAGCAUCUCAAAAUCUGUGCA